GAUCUCAAAACACCGCUGAAGCUGGGAAGCGCACUGAUAUCUCCAGAAAUGGGAAUACUUCCAAGAAACAGGUUGAGAAUAUUGAUGAAAAUCAUAAAAGAAAAGCCUGUUGUACUAGCGGAACCUAUCCUUAAUGGAGAUGGCAAAGGGAGUCAUGGGGCGGAGAUGGGAAAUUCAGAAGUAGAAUACAUUGAAUCUGAGAAUUUGAAGGAUGUUGAAGAUGUAGAUAUGAGCCUGAAGACGCUGUUGAGUGUGCUGGAAUCCACGGACUGGGUUUUAGUGUGUGAGGCACUUAAUGGUGUACGACGUUUGUCCAUGUUUCACAGAGAAGCAAUGCUUGAUAUGUUGGGACAUGUAAUCUCGCUUAUUGUGAAAUCCUUGAAGAAUCCAAGAAGUGCUGUUUGUAAGACCGCUAUCAUGGCUUCAUCUGACAUUUUCAAAGCAUACUGUGGCAGUUUAAUUAACUCAUUGGAUCCACUGCUUGUUCAACUUCUGCUAAAAUCUUCACAAGACAAGCGAUUUGUAUGCGAGGCAGCUGAGAAAGCUCUGAUAUCCAUGACGACAUGGGUUUCUCCAGUUCUACUGUUACCUAAGCUGCAACCUUAUCUUAAAAACAGAAAUCCUCGAAUUCGAGCGAAGGCUUCAAUGUGCAUUUCUCGAACUGUACCCCGUCUGGGAGUCGAUGGAAUCAAAGCAUAUGGAAUUGAGAAGCUGAUCCAACUGGGUUGGACCCCACACCAACUUGCUGCAUCUCAACUCAGUGACCAACUCCCUGAAUCAAGGGAGGCUGCUCGUGCUCUAUUGUUAGAACUGCAAAAUGUCUACGAGAAAACACUUGAUAUGACGCCAACAGAAGUGAGUGAAGACCCCCAAACAAUUUCCUGGGAGCAUUUCUGUCAAUUGAAGCUCUCACCUUUAAGUGCUCAAGCUGUUCUUCAAGUGAUAAAUGUUGCCCGGUAGUGUCUUGUUUUUCGUUCACACAUAUUAUUGAAGUAACGAGUUCUAGUGAGCAUGUUUUCCCUGUAUUCUUACAUACUUGUAAAUACCAUCAAAGGUGUGAGGUGCUUAGAAGUCAAGUUAAACCAGGUGGUGGAGCUAUAAAACCUAGUGUAGAUAUUGGCAGAUGCAUACUACGGAACAUAGAUGUAAUUUUGCUUACUAUUGUUUGUUUGCCAUUUCAAUGGCUAUAGACGAUUCAUCAUAUCAAAUUUGAGGAGAUUUGUAUAAUCGUGCCCAAGAGUGUUAGCUACCAGUUUGUUCCUCUAGAGUAACAGAGCAGCGUCAACACUUGGUUUAGAAAAAAGCUCCAUUCUAGAUUAUUAUUCAUGAUAUUGUAAAUAUACUCUUCAUAUUAUUGUAACAUUUCAUCUGCUGCUCAAUUUAAUUGUUGGUUACUGAUCUGAUGCAGUUUUGCUCUUCUUGAAAAAAAAUCUCCUGCUUGUGCAAAACCUUUCGCUUCCCACUGUGAGUUGGUCAACUUACUUAGGUACAAAACUACAAAUAGAUAAGUGCAGAGAACAAUACCUUUACGAAAAAAAGCUAAUUGGCCAAAUCCAUUACAUCUCGACAAAGACGUUGAAUGUAGGCUUCCGUAGUCAUUCACUGUCCAAAUAAAUGACCUAAUGAGGAGAAAUGAUAGGAAUAUGAUAAAUAGAUAAGUUUCUGCUGUCUGCACCUUUAUGAAUACUUUAAUAUAGUACAACAACUACAAUGUUUCUAUGCUCUCCACCAACUCCACAAGUGAAAUAAACUUAAACCCCACAGAACAUGUGCCUCCAGUUGUUUACUACUUAUGCCCUCUGAAGUAGAUUUUUCUGCAUAAAAUCAGAACCAUACAUUCCAGCAGUUGCAAUCUUUAGCAUCUUUAAGAAUGUUCAAACUUCAUUUUUCUUAAACCUAAGGAGCCAAUCUUGACUUGUUUUAUAGAUGGAGCAAAAGUUGAGAUGGAUUACUAUGUGUUGGGCAUAGCUAGGCAGGUUGUAAUCAUGAUGAUCGCGAUAUCAAUGCUAUUGCUGUUUGUGGGGAUAGGAACUCUGAUCGUGAUUCAUGUCUGUAUCGUUGGGAGAGCUUACAGAAGAGGAAUUGGAACCACUAACAUGCUGGAAAGAGGCAGUUUACCUAGCAACAGCAUGUCCCAUGAGGAUAUAGAAAAGCUCCCUUCCUAUGCUUUUCAGUCCAAAAAUAAAGGAACUAGUCGAAUUGAAUGUGCAGUUUGUUUGGAUAAUCUCAAGGUGGGUGAAAAGUGCAGAUUGUUGCCUCUGUGCAGUCACAGUUUUCAUGCUGAAUGCAUAGACUUGUGGCUCUUGAAAACCUCCAUUUGUCCAAUUUGCAGAGCUACUGCUGGUGGCUCGAUAUCUGGUGGAGAAAGUAGCCGCUACAGUGAAAGUGGUAGGCAGGAAUUAAACGGGGAAACGGCUGAAUUAGCAGAGACGAUAUUUGCACCAGAGAGUGACAAUCCCAUCAACAGUUCAAGCUUUGAGACGAUAGCAAAUCAUACAGGGAGUACAGCCCAAAACAGUGAGCAAUUGAGUGGAAUUGGUUCAAUAGAUGGCCAAAUUACUAGUGAAGUCUAUGUGAAGAUUAGUGAAACAAGUAAUGAUUUGAGAGAGAGCCAAGAAGAAGUUGUGCAUGCAAGUACUGAGAAUUCUACUGAGUUGAGAGCAACCCAACCUAUAGAAACUAUCCAUUUGGUCCAUGAAGAAACGCUACAAUCAAGAGAAUCCCAAACUGCUCAAUUAAACUUAGCUGAUCAGAGUUGACAACCAUUUAUAUUGGUCUGUUGCUUCACCCAGAAAAUAUUGUUUGGAAUGUAAACUUAUACGUAUUCUUGUUUCUGAUUUAUAUAAAAAGGCUUGUUGUUUGCA
Lycium barbarum (goji berry) is the source of this 2864-nucleotide messenger RNA. RefSeq lists its product as uncharacterized. NCBI's taxonomy places the organism in Eukaryota, Viridiplantae, Streptophyta, Magnoliopsida, Solanales, Solanaceae. The transcript is spliced from 6 exons. Gene Ontology annotation, biological process: microtubule cytoskeleton organization. Gene Ontology annotation, molecular function: microtubule binding. The record is from RefSeq and is a predicted model, not a curated record. Gene Ontology annotation, cellular component: cytoplasmic microtubule. The coding region runs from base 49 to 960 and encodes 303 amino acids.